Messenger RNA from Hypanus sabinus (Atlantic stingray), 3480 nucleotides. Its product is annotated as plexin-D1-like. The record is from RefSeq and is a predicted model, not a curated record. Gene Ontology annotation, biological process: semaphorin-plexin signaling pathway involved in axon guidance; regulation of cell migration. Gene Ontology annotation, cellular component: semaphorin receptor complex. Gene Ontology annotation, molecular function: protein binding; semaphorin receptor activity. Bases 305 to 1705 code for a protein of 466 amino acids. The transcript is spliced from 5 exons. NCBI's taxonomy places the organism in Eukaryota, Metazoa, Chordata, Chondrichthyes, Myliobatiformes, Dasyatidae.
UCAUCAGUCGGCAGGAGCUGACUGCCAGAGACUGUGGAUUCGUUUAAGCGGGUUCGGGGAACAACGCGGAGCCAGGUUCCGGACCGAGUGCGAAGUGGAGAGCAUUUCUCCCAGCCGCACCGACAGGCUGCGCUUCAGUGUGUAAAACUGAAGUAGCGGCAGGAAAUUCAAACGGAAAAGGAAGCGAGUACCACUGUCUCUCUCUGUAAGUUGUGCCACCGAGCGAGUUGGGAGCGCAGUCCAAUGGAAGGUCUUGUGCACUACUAGUCUGCCUCUGCGCGGCUGUGCGUUAAAUCCGUCGUCCAUGUAUCCUCCAAAGGGGUUUCACCUCUGCCUCCUGCUCCUUACCGGUCUCCAUGCUAUAUCUACGGAGCCCAGCUACCAGUUUGACUCUCGCACCAAUAACAUCGCAAUGAGCGCCCGCGACGGCGGCAGGGUGUAUGUGGCCACCGACAACUCUCUGUACCAGUUCAACCGGAGCCUGGCGCUGGAGAUGAGGGUGAGCACCGGGCCGCGGGUGGACGGGCCGUGCACGCAGAGAGGUGGUUGCUGCGUUCCCUGGAAGAACACCGAUAAUGUGAACAGGAUCCUGGUGGUGGACGAGAAGAACCAGCAUCUGCUCACCUGUGGCACGGUAAGAACGGGCGCCUGUGAGGUGCGUCAACUGAGCAACAUCAGCGACUUCAAGGAGGACAGUUUGGGCCGAGUGGCCGCGCAAGAUCCCCGCGCCUCCACCGUCGCUUUCCCAGUCGAAUUCAAUCGAAAGUCUUACAUGCUGACGGCCGUCACGGCCACCGGCGAAAAUAGCAGGUUUGUCCCCCAAAGCUGCGUGGGCAAUAGCAGUUACUACGCGAUAGAGGAAGCGCAGGUCUUUCUGAGAUUACUGGAGGGAUCGGACACCUUUCUUCAUUAUGACUCCGCUUUUAAAGAACCGGUUGUCAAGUUUCCGAAUUCCGCGGAGCACCAAUUUGUCCAGGGUUUCUUUUGGAGCAACCGUUUCUACAUCUCACUCAAUACCAACAUCGGCGGCCCCCAGAUUUUCUCCGUGGAAGGUCCUCUGUUAGGGAACGACGAGCUGUUUCGGUCCGACGCUCUGGUCAAUGUAUCCUGCCGACUGACCGGGAAUGGAAAUCUUCAGGUUCUAUCAUCCGCCCACAUCCGGACCCCUCUCUCCCAGUCCUUCAUGGCUGUAGUCUUCUCUCGACAGAAACAACCCCAGCACAAUGCCCUCUGCGUUUACAACUUGGAGCAGCUUGACCGAUAUAAAAGCACAGAUCAGAAUCAAUUAGACAGAACACCACUGUUUAAUUACCCUGGAUUGCUCUCAGUGUCAGCAACAUUGGUGCAGAACUGGACUGUACUGUUCCUUGGGACAGAAGAUGGACAAUUAAUUAAGCUGGUUCUGGAUGAAAAUAUGGAAGUUAUUCGCCCAAGUAUUCUGAAUGAGCUGAGAGAUGAAUCUCCAAUACGCCACAGCAUAUUGCUUGAUAAAGUGGACCCAAAUUACUUAUACCUGUUAACUGAGAGGAUGGUGAGAAGGCUGAAGGUGGCAUCCUGCAUGCAGUACAGCUCGUGUGAAUGUUGUUUGGCUGCACAGGAUCCGUACUGUGGUUGGUGUAUUCUCAAGGGAAGGUGCUCCUUUAGGAGUGAAUGUCAAGAAGCAAAUUGGAUCAACAUUGCAAAACAAGCCGACAGCUGCCCAUAAGUUACCCUUAAACCUGUGGCAAUAGAUCGUACUUUGAAGGAAGAGCUGGUAAUACAAGAUUAGCACAAAUUUUAGAAAUUGCCUCAUGGAUUGUUUCAGUAUGUUAAUUUUGUGCAUGCAGGUCCACUCCAGGUUACAAACAUUAAUAAAUAGACGAUAUGUGAGUGAGUGUUUGGGAGUCUGCUAGGAUGGACUUGCUGUGGGGCUGCAGGAUGAGAACGGGACAUUUCCAUGUGUCUCCCUCACCCCGUCCAGGCCUGGCCAAGCUGAGCAGAACAGGAGGUGCUGUAGACUCACACAUUCACUUACUCCAGUUGGUACAUGCUCCUCCUGCGCCUGAUUUGUCCUCACACACAGAUGUUACUACGAUUCUCUUCCACACAUCAUUUAUAUUGUUUUCAUAUUGAUGAUAUGUGUGAGUUAGGAACAGUCUUAAAGAACAGAGCCUCAUUGUAACCUGGGGUGAUAAAACAUACAACAGAAUACCACAGUACAGGCCUUUCAUCACAUGAUAUUGUGCAAAAUUUGUAACCUACUCUAAGAUAAAUUUAAUACUUCCUGCUACAUAGCCCUCCAUUUUUUAAAUCAUACAUGUGGCUAAAAAUUUGCUUAAAUGUCCUUAAUGUAUCUGCCUCUACUACCACCCCUGACAGGCCGUUCCACACACUGUAUAUAAAAAAAAAUGCUUCUGAUAUCCCCUGUAUACUUCCCUCUAAUCAGCCAUUUCCACCCUGGGGGAAAAGUCUAUGUCUGUCCACUCAAUCUAUGCCUCUUAUCAUCUUAUACACCUUAAUCAAGUUGCUUUUCAUCCUCUUUUACUCCAGAGCCAGAAGUCUUCACUUGUUCAUCCUAUCUUUAUAAGAUAUGCUCUCUAAUCAAGGCAGUAUCCUGAUAAAUUGCCUCUGCACCUCUUCUGAAGCUUCUACAUCCUUCCUAUAAAAAGGCAACCAGAAUUGAAUAGAACACUCCACAUAUGAUCUAGCCACAGAGCACAGAAAAUUUUGUCCUACUCUCAUCUAAAGGUUACUCAAGCAUCAGAAAAUAGGAUGAUUUACAAUCAUCAGAGAGGACUAGAUGAAUUAGGCAAUCUUCCUGGGAAAAGAAAAAGUUAAGAUACAAAUGAGCCCUUUUUGAGGAAAGUACAGAACCUUAGGAUUUUGAGUUUGGUUCAUAAUAAAUGUAAUAGGGUCCUGAUUCAGUCGCGAUGAAGUGUUUCGAUCCAAAUCAUUGACUGUUUAUGGAUGUUGUCUGACCUGCUGAGUUCCUCCAGCAUUUUAUGUUCAUUACUCUGAAUUUCCAGCACGUGCAAAAUGGCAUGUUUAUAAUGUAAUAGGAAUUCAGGGAGAAACAUUUUUUGUCCAAAGAUUAGAAUGUAUUUCACUCAAUUACAAGGAGUAAAUUAAUUAAACAACAGAUUAUUUCAAGGAAAAUGUCACUAAAGGUGUUGUGGAUAUGUAUGUGUAAUAAUAACAUGUCAAUUUAUCUAUAACAAAAUGGAGCCUGUAUUGUACCAGAGUGCCUUGCUAAUAGUGUCUGAGCAACAUUAUGGUAUUGGACUUUGAAUAUCUGACAAACUGCAGAAAGACAAGCAGAUGCAUUACUGGAAGAAUGUUAAGUAGAGUUGAUUAAGCAGAUGUACAGAAUGUUCUUGAACUGAAUCUAACACUUGGAAAUAGAAGAGGAUUAUGCAGUCUGUUUCUUUUAAGCUAAUGACUGGCUCAUCUGUGGUGAUGGUCUUCCCUUGCAACAAGUAAAUUAAACUUGCUUCUGAUUGA